CAGAAUAUAGCCUACUGUACUAUUUAGCAAAAGUGACCGAACUAAGUGAGUUUACGCACAAACUGCCGAAUCUCAAAACCACAGGCUGAGCUCUGUGGCGGCUUUUGGGUUGUUUGAAUCUUUCAUCCUCCAUGGGAAUCAUCAGUGCUUGGGAUAUUAGACUAUGGUGCUUCUGAAAUGUGGUAUUGUGUUGGCAGGCUCUGUAGAUUUCGUUACAGGAGUUGAUUAGCUUCUCUUGCGAUUCUCUGGAUAGUUUCAGUAUUUUGAGUGGCCUAUAAAGCUGCAGUGUCAUGUCCCGAUGGUCUUGACAACACUGAUUGGGUUGCCUUGCAACAAGAUGCAAACUUCCAUGAUGUUUCUUUGAAGAUCAUGGAAGUUUUGGAGAAUGGGAGGCUGACUUGUGACUCGACUCGUAUUAUUGAAUAUCCACGCAGCCUUGUUGGCUCUAACAACUGACGUCACUGUCAUUUUUGUUGGCAUCAGCAAGCUUGGGAUCCUUGCUUGGUGCCGACAAGGCUUCCAAAGAAGCAACUCACUUCUCUUCUGCAACAGUUUAUCCCAAAGCAAGCUCCCUUCCAUCUCUAUGUACUGUACCGAUGAUGAAAAAGAAGCAAUUACCUUGGUUUAUUCUGGCUUUGACGUCCAUGAUAUCAUGGCAACCGGCAGAGGGGCUCGUUGCCUCGUCCAGGGAUGGACCAACGGCCUUCCAAAUGCACACAAAGUCACACAAGACCCUUGGACGAGGCUCGAGCCUUUUUUCUCGGUUGGAUCCACAAGAUCCUUCAGGACAACAAAGUCAACUAUCUUCUCGGCGACAGUGGCUGGAAAAGUCGGCUUUGGCACUCCCGGCAAUUCUGACGUUCCAUCCACUGGCAUCCCAAGCUACUGAAGAUCCCAUGACACCCUUCCGAACCAAAGCCUACAAUCUGAAAGAGUACACAAACUCGAUCGUUGCAUCCAAGGACACCAAUGUUUCUCCCAAAGAAGCCUACGAUGUACUGGCAGAAACCAUUGCCCCGAUUGGCCGAAAAAAAUCUGGCUCUGGCGCCAAGAACAAUCCCAACCGAAACCGAGCCUUGGAUGUAGGGGCAGGAGCAGGAGUCUCCACUCAAACCCUUUAUGAAAUGGGAUUUACCGACAUGGACGCCGUCGAUUGGUCUGGGUUGGCGUGGGAAGGCAAUGUGGUGGAGUGUCCUCCUUCCGUCAAGUUUUUUGAAAUGGAUGAUGAACGAUUCUUUCGUAAUCAGCGACGGGACAAUCCCAACGUGCGGUACCACACCAUUGUAUACAAUUUUGCAAUCAACUUGGACAAGGCACAGCAGAUUGCCAAAGAAUUUCUGGAUCCUGAUUUGGAAGAUGCCCGUUUAUUGGCUCCUGCCAAUGCACAAAAGGAUUACUGGUACAAACAAACCUACUACUUGAUCGAUGCUAAAGGCGACAUCAUUUGGAAAUCCAAGCCAGAUGUGGGGGCAUGGUCGGUCCAGUUUCAGCCAGAUGUCACCUCGGAUACCUGUCAAGGGAUAUGGUGUCCGCCAUACAAUGGAUUUGUCAAGCAAAGAUAGCAACAAAUCAAUGAGAAUUGUUACCAGUAACUGUUCUGUACAUGACGUUCCGGCUGCAGUUGUGUCCUAACUAAUGCGCUUGGGUUGUGUAAUGAAUAGAAGGCUCUUCAGUGCCUCAAGCUGCCUGGAUUAAUAGCAAAACUAGUAUCUCUAUACGUUAUAGUCUA
Molecule: messenger RNA, 1729 nt
Organism: Seminavis robusta
Lineage: Eukaryota; Bacillariophyta; Bacillariophyceae; Naviculales; Naviculaceae
Source: the annotation of a GenBank genome assembly